Molecule: messenger RNA, 2242 nt
Organism: Etheostoma cragini (Arkansas darter)
Lineage: Eukaryota; Metazoa; Chordata; Actinopteri; Perciformes; Percidae
Product: coiled-coil domain-containing protein 114-like
Exons: 14
Coding region: 491-2068 (525 amino acids)
Biological process (GO): cilium movement; outer dynein arm assembly
Cellular component (GO): axoneme
Source: RefSeq, a predicted model, not a curated record
CAUAUCUUGAUAAAUCUUGAUUCCUCUCUAGAUCGCUCGAACUUGUUUUUAACAUUUUUUCCUACUGUUACAGUAGCUAAACUAACCGAAACCACUUAAGUCAGCUAACUAAACAAUGCUAGCUAAUUCGGUUAGUUAACGCUAAUAUAAACUAACGACUGAUAGUACCGUUAUCUCAGUUUGGCUAGCUAAUGUUGACUACAACAACAGUAGCUAACUAGUUGACGCUAGCUAGUUUAUUAUCACUUAGCGUUAUACCAAUUAACACUAACGUUAGCUAACGCAGAUUUCUUAUUUGUGGCUAACAACCAAUAGCCAGGCUAACGUUUGUUACAAUUUAGAUAGCUGUAUAGUUACCUUACUUAACAUUAGCUAGUUGUAAUUUUCACUUUAUAGCUAACGUUACUGUCCCCAUGUUCAAGAAGUUAACAAUCUGGUAACUUAAGCGUUGUUAUCAUCAGACUCAAGGCGAAUCAUAACAUAAGUCAAUAUGAGUCGUCGAUCAUCUGCUGUCAGGAGUCUCGAUUUUUCGGAAACCGACCUGAACAAACUGCAGCUGCAUCAUCGUAGAUCAGAGGGAGCCAAGCGGGCAUACACUGAGAAAAUCCAAGGCCUCAUCUUCAGAGACAGACAGGAGAUCCAGAGGCUCCAGGAUGAACGUGAAGAGUUUUUACUGAGUCUCAAAGCCUCUCAGAGUUGUUCUACUCGUUGGACUGAUACUAGUGUUGUUCAAGACCUUACUGCCAAGUUGGCCUGUGGAGACGGAAUAGAUGAGGAGCUGGAAGCUGAAUUAGGCAAAGUGGCAUCUUUGAAAGAUCAGAUUUUAAUAUGGGAGAGGAAGUUGGCAGGACAGAAGACUGGUGGGGGAACUACACAUCACAGUAUGAAAUCUGAUAAGAGCAACUUACUAAAAAAAACCUGCCUAAUAGAAAACAAACUGUACAGGGGGCGCAAAUGCUUCAAUACGACAAUGACCAGGAAUAGCAAGUUGAGGGAGGAGCUCAAGAUACUGCAGGUUGAGAAGAAACAGUUCCUACAUGUUCAAACUCGGCUGGAAAAGAAGCUGCAUGCAAUUCGCAAGGAUAUUUGUAAUCUCAUGACAAAGUGCACGGAAGCCUUCAAUGCCAGUGUGAAGAGCCAUGAAAGACAGAGGAUGCUGGUGGACCAGAAUGCUAAAGAUGUGGCUCACUACAUCAAAGAGAGGAGCAAGUUGAAUCGAGGAAUGUCUCAUUACUGCAAAUUUGAGGUUUUCCUUGGCAUUAAGGCUAUUGUAUGCAACAACCAGGACACAGACCACGACAAAGUCGAGCUCAAGCAACUGGAGUCUAAGGAAUUGGGGCUGGAAGAUUUUGUGGAUGCUAUCAAAAAGAUCCUCACAGAGACGGAGGAAAGUGACCUGGACAAACUAGUCAGGAACUUCAUACAAAUGGAGGAGCAGAACUACACUUUUUUGAAAUUUGUCAACUAUCAGCAAAAUGAAGCAGAGACCAUUCAGAGGCAGAUCUCUCAGCUUUGCAGUGAGAGAGAGAUCUUUGCAGCCGAGGAGCAGCGGCAGCAGGAGCAGCAUCAGGCUCUUCAGAUAAAAAUUUCCAUCAAGCAAGAGCCAAUCAAGCAACAGCUGGCAGUUUAUCAACAGCGUGUUGGGUUUUUUGAAAAGCUCCUAGAUCGGCUCAAAGAAGGUGUUAAAUCAUUGUGUCAGAUCAGCUAUUACAGCUCUGUGAUUUGCGACCAAAUAGGCUCCGCUGAUGGAGUCCAGGAUGAAAACAUCGUAGAGUACCUGAGAAGGGCGGAGAACAGAGUCAAUGAGCUUCUCACUCUGAAGUCCAUUCUUCACUUCCAAGAGAACCUUGACCAGUGGGACAUUGAAAGCCUCAGUGCCAUUGCUGGACAGCUCCUGGGAAUGACCCCCCCAGCUGUGAACUUCACCACUGCUUCUGCAAUCCCUGCACUUGCUGAUGACCCAGACAUGGUGGAGUCACUGCUGCUGGUUGCUAAGGAGCCAGUGAGUAGACAUGAGCUCCUGAAACUGGUCAAUACGAGGAUUCAGAGGAAAAAGAAGAGAGAUUGACCUGAUGUUUCCAGUAUAUGCUGCUCCUUGGAGCUGCCAUAAGCUACUGCACACUAAACCACUGGAAACAAGUCUGUGCUGAGCUUUUAGAUUUCUAAAAGCUUUAUUAGGCUUUAUGAAUGUUUAGACAGGCAUGUGAAGGAUCAAUGUGUCAGGUAUUCAACAGGGAAUAAC